Messenger RNA from Porites lobata, 9148 nucleotides. NCBI's taxonomy places the organism in Eukaryota, Metazoa, Cnidaria, Anthozoa, Scleractinia, Poritidae. The record is from the annotation of a GenBank genome assembly.
CCGAUUGAUAACUGCACAUAAAAGACGGUCAGCACCCCUCGCUGAUAAAAUCACGCCAUACGUCCGAAAAUAUGACGAAGCUUGUUCGGAAAGUUGCCGAUGUCUUCCGACUUCAUCCGUUUGUGACACAAGUGGCGCAUCUGUUUUGAUUUUUGGCGGAGUAAAAACAGUACCUAAAAUGAGAAGAUCGAGAAAUCCGAAUUCUUCCUCAACAGGCCAGGCUAGUGGUUCAGCCGCUGGUUCUUCAGGAAGUAGCAACACAAACACAGUUCCUUCCUUGUUAAAAGAACUUCACGGCCUCGUGUUGCAAAUUCAGGUAGUGUGAUACUCGUUCCAUCUUUUGUUCACUGUCGCGUGUUUAACGCCGUACGUAAAGUCACAACAGUUACUGUAGUUGACGUUUAUUGCUGGUUGUUUACUUGAAAUGAUUUCUCUCUCUGUGCAACAGUAUUUUGAUUUGUCAAAAAUGCGAGAAAAAGCUUGAUAGUGGAUGCAUGGCGCUGUCACAGCGUUUUGGGCAUCCCAGCGUUUUGGGCAUCCCCAUUCCCAUAUCCCUAGCGUUUUGGGCAUCCCCGGUGGGGGAUGCCCAAAACGCUGAUCGCUUCGACUUUGCCUAAAUUAUUUCAGACUGGGGAAAAGUCGGGAUUGUUAAUCACGAAGUUACGUGCAUGUUAGAAUUAUAUCAUCUGACGCUUUUCGCAGGGUUUAUUGCGCAGAAAAAAACCCCAUAGGCAGUAAACGUUGGCUCAAAAACAUGACGAAACUGAAAUUUACAACCGCAUAACAUCGCUUUGCUGUACAAUGCUUCAUUGUUUGCAAAGCUUCAAUUUUAUUUAAUACUGAACUAUUUACAAGCGAGCAAUACCGCAAUCGCCGGCAGCAGCGAUCGUCUGAUUCCAAACAGCCAAAAACAGAAUACUAAACAAAGUAAUCAAAAGACAAACAUGAAUGAAACUGCGUUUUAUUCAUAGUAAUUUAGUAUGCAUGACAUUUGAGGCCUGUACAACUUAACCCCGCAGCGCUACUUGACACACGAAAGGUUGUCACACAAUUUAUACAGAUGCCUCUUGCACCUACGAGACAGAAGAAAUCUGUUGCCGUUUUGAGAUGUAGUAGGGGCUUCUAUUAAAUCAAUUCCGACCAAGUACCACACCUUGGGAACAACCUUCACAGGGUCCAAAAGUAUUAUCGUGGCCGGCGUGUCCAGAGAAAGGAGCAGAGUGACACUCUUCGAAGACCCUCGCUUUCUCUUCCUCGGUGAUAACAAGUCGUCGAAUAGCCUGCGUGGCAGGCGUUCCAAAGGGAAGGGAAAGAAAACUCCCUUUCCCAAUGCUCCCUUUCAAACGCCUGCCACGCAGGCUAGAUGUCGAAGCGCUGUGCCAUCCCUCUCCUUGGCCACGUAGAACAAGGACUCUAAUUUUGAGUCAUACUCGAACUUUUUGGCAAAUUUUCGCAGAGUCGUUUUUUGCUUUGUAAAGCCUUGCGGAUAAGCCUUCUUUUUAAGAUACUGGAAAAGAUUUCGAUAUUUAGCGGAAGCCGUCUCUAAAACGUUUUCGAUUUUCCCGCGAAAUUCAGCAUCUUUUUGGAGGGGAUGUCCAAAACACUAGGGAUUUGGGCAUCCCGGGAGGGUACCGGGGGAUGCCCAAAACGCUGCAGUAAUAUGAGAAGGGGAUGCCCAAAACGCUAGGGAUUUGGGAAUGGGGAUGGGGAUGCCCAAAACGCUGUGACAGUGCCAUACUGAAUACGAAGGAGAGGGACUGGGGAGAGUUAAUAAGGGGCAUAGGGGAUUUCUGGGGUGUUGUAAUGGUACGCAAACAAUUCACGAAAUUUAUGCCCAAGAAAUUCUCAUGAAUGAUCCAUGCUGUCACCCAUGCUACAUCACAUGGAAUUCACCAAAAUUUCACUUGAAAUGUAAGUGUUGCUCAGGGUUGAAUUUUUGUGGAAAAUAUAUGGUUGGUUCCCUUUAUUGGGUAUGCUUUUCUGUUUCUUCUUUGGUUUGAUAUGUUUCAGUUAGGAUGUUAGGUCUUUGACCAGGCACUCUGACAUUAUCCAAAACACCCUCAACCUGGUUUCUUUCAAUCUCAAUCACAUAUAUUUAAGGAGAUAAAAAAACCUAUAUAUUACAUAGCCAACUCCUGCCUUGAGGAUACCUUCCCAUCAAUAUUAGAGACCUUGAUCAUGCUAACAUGGAUAGUAGCUGAAUCUGCAGCAACAAUACAGUCAAUUUGACUGAACUCUCACUAUUAUGAUACAUGUAAUUAGCAUUUAACUAUUGGGUAAGGCUGAGUAUGAUCUGAAGAAUUAUGGAGAUUGAGGAAAGUGUUUCUGGCCGAGGUGGAUAACACACUGACAAAGAUUAUUCCGUCAUUACAAUAUCAUAAAAGCGAAUUUUGAUGGUGUUAUUCAUGUACAGUAAGUCUUGAUAUAAUGUUCCAAGCCAUAAUCCCAUGUUAUGAUUUGGGUAGUGGAUAGAUUUGUACUGGGAGGGAUUAGGGUCGUUGAUAUUGGGGGAUAUGUGGUACAGACCUUUUAUUACAUGUUUGUUUGCUGAGAUCUGAAAUCAGUAAGCAAAAGGUUGUGGCUUCUGUGAUAAUGGCUUUAGUUUGUUGGUGAUCAUCAGUGAAAGAUUUCCUCCUUCACUGAACUGGGAAAAUCUGAUAAAUAAAGUUUAUUCGUUAACUUAUAGGAACAACGGUCUCAAAGUGAGCAAAACCUCAGUACAAUUGCUAAGACUCACGAAAAGAUGAAGACUGAAGUGCGAGGUUUGUUUGUGUAGGAGAUACAUGUAAUACAAAGUCAGAACUAGACUGCACUCCUCAGAAAUGACUGUGGAGUUGGAGGAGUAAUAAUCAGUAAAUAAGUUGUAACACACCAUAUUAUAGGAAAUUAAUGCUUCAUGAAAUUAAUGAACGCGAAUUUCCAAAAUUUCUGUUAAUUUUAGUCACGGUAAUUUCUGUUCAUGUUAAUUUCUGAGCCAUUACUUAAGUGUCUAGCGUUAAUUUGAAUGACCUUAAUUUUCAUUAUUUUGACCCAAUUUCUCAAUACUUUCUGAUAUUAUUGACACCUAAAAAGAGGAGUAUUUUAUCAGCGAGGAUGGAGUUCCGCCGGUAACAGUGAAACUAAGUAGAACUUGAAGUGGCCAGAUUUCAUUGCUUAACCCCCUUCUUACGUUUAAGGAAAGAACCAAGAACAUAGUAUCCUUUUCUAAUUUUUGUAAAUGUUAAUUUUCAUGCCAUUAAUUAAAUGGAGACCCUAAUUCCUGGAGCCUUUGUUCAACUGUAAUAUAACCUCAGGGUUUAGACAAAACCUUAAUGUAGUAAAUUUGUCACAUUUUUGUAGUAUCUUCUUAUUUCAAGUCCAAGUUGCGAGGCUUAUACAAAACAGCAGGCACUGACGCGGAGGCUGAAGUUGAGUGAGUAUAGAACGUUUGAUUGCCUUUCUUAUCUAUAGUUAAAUAUGACUUGAUACACUUGUAUAUACCUCACUAAUAAUGAAGACUGUUUUACCAGAUGAGUAUGUUAUAUUUACAUACCUGGGCUUGUUCUUUUUUUACUUUUAAUUAAGGCAAUUUCAUUAUGUCUUCGAGGGGUCAGCAAAGCUUUGGGGGGGAGUAGUUGUGAAUUUUUUGCUUAUGUAAAGAUAAAUGAAAGCCCUCUUCAUUUUUCUUUAACUGUUUUUCUUUGAAGUUCAAUAAAAAAGGCAUUGGACAAGAUAGCCAUCAUCAAAGCACUUAGAAAUGACAGAAGGAUUGGUGAGGAGAAUGAAUAUUUCCUUGUUGGUGUAAAUACCAUGAUUUGCUAUAAGAGUUGUGGAAAGGUGUUUUUUAAAGGUCUGGGUCUGUUUAUUUCAAAGAUUCCAUACCAGCUGAAUGAAUGUUUACUCUAUGGCUUUAACUUCUGUAUCUUCACACAUAAAUCUUCAAAGGAGGACUAUGAUUCAUAAUGUAUGAAUGCCCUAGAAAAGCUGCUUUAUACAUACAGGUUUUUGUUUCUAGUAUUGAUAAGCAGCAGAGUUGGUAUUUUUGUCUACGAUGUUUGUUUUCCAUCCCAACACUCUGGAUGGUUUGAGGCAGUGCCACAGUUCAACUAUUGGGUUCGAGCCUUACAAGAAGGAUUUGCACCCUGCAGGAUAUAGCGUCUAUAAUUAUUACUUGGCUCACCUGAUAUAUGUGACAAUUACAUAUUCAUAAUUUGAUAAAUGAUGUUUUAAUCAUAUUUUUGUCUCUUUGUCAGUCCGAGGUGGCAGUGGUAGGCUAGGCAAUCAAGAAACAGGGGAACCAAGGUAAUUUGUUAGAGUUUUAAGAAUUAACAUGCAGUAAUCAUAAAAGCAUAAUUAUGACAAAAGACUAUUAUAAGAGUAAAAAGUACAGAUGAAAGUCCCGUAAGGGAGAAGUGAUUUUGAAAGUUUGGAUAGUUACAGUUGUAGUUGCUUAUGAGAGAGGUUUGACUCAAUAAAACUUUGCUUCCAGUUGUUAUUGUGGUUGUCCAACUACUGUAUGUAUUGUUCUUAAUUAUAUUUCUUGUAAAUAUUUCUUUUAGUGUACAGUAGAAAUAAACUUGUUGUUGUUGAUGAUGAUUACCACUAAAUCACACUAAAAAAUGUUUGCAAAGUUGUAGACCGCUCACAGCCCCCUUUUUUCCUGAUGGGCAUUUUGUUUGGCACACAUCACUCCCUCUUAAAACCAACAUGGCUGCGUGUUAUAAACAUUAAAUCUUAUGGAAAUAUAGUGAACUGGCAACUACAAAAUGCAGUCUAGCAAAGUUGUUUUUCUUUUUUUAGGAAGGUAAUGAGACGAGGAGUGCUAAUGACAAUGUUACAGCAAGCUGCAGUUCAGUUACCAAUGUGGAUGGGAAAAUCUUCUGAAAGGUAUGACAUGUAUAAGUGUUUUAGUGUAGAAUUAUGUCCAUUUUAUUUAUGACUAAAGUAUUGCUCGAGCGCAGGCUGGGGAUUGAUGCUUUGCUUAACCAGUGUCCUGACCAUACCACUACCUGGUUUGUUAGUUCAGCUGGUGGUGAGUUGCUGGACUGCAGGGUGGCAGGGUGGAAGAUUGUAGCUUCAAAUGACAGCCAGAACCCCAAGCAGGGUCUUCAAAGAACUAGAAAGAUGAUACUGGACCAUAUUUUUAGAGCUAAAGAUACUUUUGUUCUUUAGUAGUAUUUCUCCUACACCCACUUCCACUCAUACUUCAUUUGAAAAGAAUAGGUGGAAUCAUUAGUGUUGUGAUUUGCAAUGAUUUGUUAAUGGGUGUGGUGUGGUGGGAACUCUAAAUCAGGAUUUAAAUCUUAAACCAUAUCCUUCAACCUUCUUGCUUUCUUCCCAGCCCGCCUUCACUAUGUGGUUGCAUUCAAGCUGAAGCAAACUAUGUGGCCCAGCAAGGGGAUCAUGUAAGUUAUACAUAGUGUCCCAUGCAAAGAAGAAUAGCAAUGCAUCUUAUUUUUAGGCCAAACUGAAGCCUAGAAGGGGCCCACAAAAAUUAUUUUCAAGGCAGGGCCUCUAACUUAUGAGUGAGGUGCUGCUUUUCUUGAAGAACUGAAUCUGCGACUUUUUUUUAAUGUUUAGCUGGCAGUAUUAUAAGUGUGAUGGUUAACCAUUUAUUGCCUCCAAAAUGUCUCCUUUUUUAAGGCUGCAAAGGUGAUGUGUGGACCAUAAAAAUUAAUGUCAAAUAAUAGAAGUUUGCUUUAUUUUUUUAUUGUAGGUUGCUGCUCGCGUGCGAACACCUGAUGGCGAAGAACAGUUGAUCUUAGCAGAAAUUGUCUCUUUUAACCCUUCAACAAAUAAGUAUCUUUCAAAACUUUUUGGUGUCCAAGACAAUGUUAGAUGAAGGAACUUGGACAUUCUGUUAUUAGUACAUACAGUGCCAUUAAAAUUUACGUGUUGUCAGGUAGCCUGUGCCGCAGAUGAAACUAAACUCUGGUUAAGUCCAUCUGCAAAACAGCACUGAAAUCCUUGUUCCCACCUGUGUACCAGGAUUUGAGUUUGCAUCAUGAUUGGCCCGUUAAAAAUGCUAUUGUUGAUUUGCCAAUCAAGGUAAAAGGAAAUUCGAAGUGCUCUUCCGGUAGAUGUUACUAACCAAGAAUACAUUAAGUCUGCGACGAAGGCUAGUUGUCAGGUGGUCUUUAAAAAAAUAUGACCUGAUUAAAUAGUUAAGGGAGAAUAGUGUCAUUGCUAGAAUAACUGACUUUGCUUGGUGGGAACAUCCUGGGUGCAGUUGUUUGGAAGGUGUAUAGUGCCAUCUUGUGGUUAAGUCUCUAUCUAGUAGAUACUGCAAUCCUGUCCUAAUAGUUGUCCAACUUUUGAACAACAAGGGCCUAAAAAAAUUCACAUUGCAAUUGGUUAACCAGAUCAAGUCAAAAUGGCCAUCCCUUCAAAAAAACUAAUAACGACUUAAUUAUUCUUAUUAAGGCAAGCCUUUCCAAUAAUUUUUUUCUUCCUACCUUUAGCUUGCAAGUAACAACAUGAUAGAAUGAGGGGUGGGGUGGUGCAAUCAUCCCUGUAUAGCUGCUAGAUUAUUUGGCAAGAUUUUGCAUCCCUAGUGCAUUGACUGUGUCCAAGUUUGUGAGUGUCAUCCUUGACUUAGCUUGUAAGAUAUGAUGUUGAUGACAUUGAUGAAGAAGCUGGAAGAAAUGGCAAAGAGUAAGUGAAGGAGUUUGCACUGACCCACCUAGUCUAGCAAUGUUGACAGUUUUUUUGUUUUUUGUUGACAACUUUGACAAACUUGCUAUGGACAGCGAAAAUAAACACCUGGGAUUUCUUUCAACCCCCUGUUUUUGAGGUAAAUGUAGUCUCUGUAUAUGUGGUAUUUAUGGAUUUUAAAGAGAUAACAUGAUGCGAAGGUGCUGAAAACAUGAAUAUACCAUUGUACAUUAAUAAUUGGCUUUGCGUUUCUUCCGUUGAAUUCACAAUUGUGGUUUUGACCAAUAUAUUAUUUGUAAUUUAAUAUAUGAUGCCACAAAUUUUUACCCACCCUGGGUGCCAGAGGCCUUUCAUGCGCUGUUUCUGGUUUCGGUCAAGUCUGGCUAAAGACGUGUAGGCCUAUGGCCGACUAAGCUCUUUGUCGCUCGCAAGUCAAAAGCUCUGUUACCCAGAGUAAUAUAUACCCAGAAUGUUUUUUUUUUUUUUAAUUUCAGGCGUCAUCACUUGAGUCGAAGGCGAGUGAUACCACUUCCAAAGACAAAAGCAAACCCGAUAACUCAUCCUCAAGCUCUCUUUCAAAAAGAUCAGGUUAGUGGAAAGCUAAAAUGCAAAGUCACCCACAAAAUGUGUGUGUCAAACGCAAUGUUUGUCCAUAUUACCCUCUUUCUCAUUGGGUGUGGUCGAGAGUGAGGUUUCACUAAAUUUCUGAUAUGCUUUACCAAGAAGGAGUUUCAGCAAAAACUGUUGAGAUGGCAGUUUUGAAAAGUUUUGAGAUCAUGUGGGACCUUUUUCUCCCGACAAGAUAAAAGCCUUUGCCCUUACAAUCACGCCACCACCCUUGACUCGGCUAAGGACUGGGGAACCUCUCCCCCCCUCCCCCCCCCAAAAAAAAUCAACGUGCAGGUGCGUUUUUGUCCCAUCAUAAUGUGUAAAAGAAACCGUGUGUAUAAAUGCAGAGUGUUUAUGUCUACAUCCCAGCAUUUUUUUUUCUUUCUCUUUUCUUUUUUUUUUUUUUUGGGGGGAAGGGGCUUGUAUUUGAAUCGUACACGUACUUGCAAAUGAGCAGCAAAGGGGAAAUUUGCACAAUUUACAUGGGUUGUUUUUUUUGUAGAUUGUGAUGGCGCUGUAUCCUCAAACUACGUGUUUCUACAAAGCCGUUAUCCACGAACCACCAACAAGGGUACGUAAUCAAUGAUGGCAUUGACUACGCAGAUGACACACAACUAUCGCAGUAACAGGUGGCUACGUGGAAGCUAAGCGGCAAGCCAAGUUCGAUAUUUUGGAAUCUUUUUUACUAGCGUCUUUCUACUUUGCAAGAAUCCAGUUUUCUCUUGUUUUUCAAUCCAGACAAAAUUUUCCUCGCUUCGACCCCAAUAACCUUUAUAUCAAAUUUUCCUUGCCCAUUUUAAGGAUGCUUUUACAGUGGAACACUGAUCUUUUAUGAUCACGAGCCGAUUACCUCCUGUUAUAAGUUAAUGUUUGUGAUUGACUCGUACGUAUAAUUUACUAAGGGAAAAUUUGAGAAGGCAGGUACACCUAAAAUUCUUAAAGACAACAUUUAGCGAGGAAAGAGAGCGGGGAAGGGGUGCAAACAUUUAGGCAUACUAACUCAAAAAAUGCACUCCCACCACCCCUCCUCUAACCCAAAAUUUUGCCCUAAGUUCGACGUUACAAUUAACUGUGUGGUAAGGGAGGGGUAGGUGGACAAUUUCCUAGAAUCUCACCCUGAUUCAAAAUACACCUUUCAGCGCAUUGCAUGUCAGCUAGGAUGAACAUUUUUAGUAAGUGUUUAGUAAGUACCUUUCUUUUAUUUUUAACCUUAUUUCAGCCGCAAGAUGAUUACUUGGUGUCCUUCGAGGACACAUCCUACGCUGAUGGCUUUGCUCCACCGCUUAACGUCCCACAGCGCUACGUUGUGGCGUCUAAGGAAACAAGAAAGAGAUAACCUCAAGAACGCAUACCUGCACAAUUAUGGAGCAAGUCGCUUACUACUUACCAGCUGUUGCGUGUGUGAUACAAGGGACUUUAAUGCUACAUUUACACAGCACCGGACAAAUGUUUGACCGGCUGAAAAUUCGUACGUUUAGGUGUUCUGUUCACACGGAACCACCUUAACCGUUCGAACAUUAAGACGCCUAGCCGGGGUUUCAAAGUUCCGUGUGAACAAAGCGAAAAUACUAAACGCUCCCGUGUGUACGAAGUGUCCGGUCAAAUUUUUCCGCCGGUCGAUAAUUCUUUCGGUGCAAUGUGAACGGCAUGCGCAAGUGUGUUCAGAACGUUCCUCUAGUAUUAAACUUUGAUUCUACGGUGCGUAAAUAAAGGCUACCCGUCUGGCAUCGUGUACAUACUAGUAGAGUCCUUGUAGCUGUUAGCUCGAAGAAAAUGUGCAAGUUAUAGAAAGCUUGUGAAGGAAUAACAGAAUAAAGUUUGUAUUCCUCUGUCUACUUUACCUGCAUCCGGAAGAAAAUGGCAAGACAGCUUGGAAUGGUGUUGACGGGAUUUCAGUUAGCGGGCU